Cucurbitaria berberidis CBS 394.84 is the source of this 4468-nucleotide messenger RNA. RefSeq lists its product as uncharacterized. Gene Ontology annotation, biological process: intracellular distribution of mitochondria. Bases 208 to 4125 code for a protein of 1305 amino acids. Gene Ontology annotation, cellular component: cytoplasm. Gene Ontology annotation, molecular function: mRNA binding; protein binding. Lineage: Eukaryota; Fungi; Ascomycota; Dothideomycetes; Pleosporales; Cucurbitariaceae. The transcript has 4 exons. The record is from RefSeq and is a predicted model, not a curated record.
AGGCUUUUAGCGGUUCAUCCCGGCGCCGCAAAAAAGUUUUGGUGUCAUGACUGCGGAGAUCCCUUUUUCCCCCAUCCACAUUCCAUACCGCCCAUUAUUGUACAUUAAUGCGCCUUUCUUGUAUAUUAUCUUCCUCCGCUACACCCGUUCCUUCCUUGUGCACCUGUUCUUUGCUGGAGUUGUAGGGUUUUCCCCUCAAAUCGAAUCAUGGCCGCUAGCAAUGACGCUUCCAAGUCUGAUGUGGCACAGGCGCCCAGCAAAGAGCAGAAUGCAGACGGGCAGGUCGAGGCCGUCGACGAGGAUGGUGCCAAUGGCCCGCAGCCAGCCAGCAUCUUCCAGGUCACCAUAAAGCUUCCUCAUGAGCCCUUCGAGAUGCAGAUGACGAUCUCGACGGCCGAGCAGGUGCAGGAUCUCCGCCAGUCCAUCAUCGAGAUGCCCCACACCUUCCAGUACUCCUGCUUCCAUCUCGAGCACGAGGGCGAGCGCAUCAACGAUUACGUCGAGCUGUCCGAGGUGUCGGGCUUGAAGGCCGACUCGAUCUUGACCGUGGUCGAGGACCCCUACACGGAGAAGGAGGCCAGGUUACAUGUUAUCCGCGUACGAGAGCUCAUUGGCGCCGCUGGCGACCGCACGGAUGCGCUGCAUGGCAUCAUGGCGGGUUUGUCGCUGCACGACACGGUCGGACUGGAUCAGGCAGGGAAGCCCAAGGAGGACGGCCCCGAGCAAUCCCCACUGGCAGACUAUGACUUCAAAUCCACAGGAGCUGUCAAGGACCUGCUGCCCCCGCCGCAGGACCCCGCACCCAAGACGAUCAAGUCUAUCGCCGUCUCACCCUGGAAUCCCCCGCCAUACCAUCUGCGCUCCAAGGGCCACCUUCUGUACCUGGUCGUCACGACCAACGAGAACGAGCAGCAUCACAUCACAGCUCACGUUUCCGGCUUCUACGUCAACAAGUCCUCCAAUGCCAGCUUUGACCCGCUGCCCCGACAGGCACCCAAGGCGAAACAGGCGCAUUCAUUGCUUACUCUUCUCGAAGAGCUGUCGCCUUCCUUCAGCUCGUCGUUCCAGCAGCUGCUCGAGCACAACGCGAAGAAGGAGCUUCUCACCAUUUUCCAGCUCUCGAAUGCCAUUCCAGCGAACCCUUGGUUGGUACCUGCACCGACUUCCUCGCUCACCCCACAUCAGCCAGAUCUUGCGCGGACACAGGAGAGCUACCUGAUCUCGGGUGUUGAGAACACCGAGACUCUCCGCGAUUGGAACGAAGAAUUUCAGUCGACUCGGGAGAUGCCAAAGGAGGCUGUCCAUGACCGCGUGUUCCGUGAGCGCCUGACUUCGAAGCUGUUUGCAGAUUACAACGAUGCGGCGACCCGCGGUGCCAUGUUGGUAGCACGAGGAGAGAUCGCCCCCUUGAACCCAACAGAGGCGAAAGACGCCCAGAUUUUCGUCUACAACAACAUCUUCUACUCCUUCGGCGCCGACGGGGUUGGCACUUUUGGUACAGAGGGUGGUGAUGAGGCGGCUCGCGUAGCUGUGGGCAAGGAUGUCUUCGGAGUUCGCGCCGUGAACAACCUGGACAUCCAAAACCUCUUCACUUCGGGAACUGUCGUUGUAGAUUACCUUGGAAAGCGCAUUGUUGGCCAGAGCAUAGUUCCCGGUAUCUUCAAACAGCGCGACCCCGGAGAGCACCAGAUCGACUAUGGUGCGGUAGAGGGCAAGGAAAUUGUUGCAGACGACAAGUCUUUCAUUCCCCUGUUUGAGCAGCUUUCAAAGGCACUACGCGUCAAGAAGCACCCUGUAUGGGAUAAGGACAAUGUUCGACACGAACUGGAGGGCAGCGUCGAAACCAAGGGUCUCAUUGGUACAGACGGCAGGCGAUACGCUCUCGAUCUCUACCGCCUAACGCCACUGGACGUUUCAUGGAUAGAGGCGUACUGGAGUGAGCCUAGCAAGGAGGGUGAGUCGAAGCCAAAGGACAAGGACUACCCGCAUCGAAUGGCAACUCUUCGCCCAGAGCUCGUGGAGUCGUAUGGCAGGCUGCAGUUGCGCGAAUACGUCAAGAACGAGUUGGCGAAGAAGACAAAGAAAGCUGAAAGCCCCGUGAAGAAGGAGGCCAAGGAUGAGGAGAGCUCGUCAGAGGAAGAGGACUCGGACGAGUCGGAGUCGGAUUCAGAUGAUUCAGAGGAAGAUUCGGAUGCGGAAAAGAAGCCCAAAUCAAAGAAGGUCGCCAAGUCGGAAAAGAAGGGCGAUGUCGAGAAGACUGAUGACGUCGAGAAGAAGGACGAUGCCGAUGCCACUGAGCAGGACCGUGUUGAUAUUUCAGGCUUCUCCUUCGCACUCAACCCCGAUGUUUUCUCCGGUCAGAACCCGCAAUCAGACGAAGACAAGAAGGAAUGGGCCCAGGACGAGGCUGAAGUCCGCGCUGCCUGCGACCACCUUCUGUCGGAAGUUAUCCCACGGAUGAUCCAGGAACUCAAGGACGGCGAAGUCGGCUUCCCAAUGGAUGGCCAGUCUCUGAGCACCCUCCUGCACAAGCGUGGUGUCAAUAUCCGAUAUCUUGGCAAGAUCGCCGAGCUUGCCGACAAGCCCGAUCCGCGUCUGCAGGCUCUGAAGCGCCUAGUCAUCCAGGAGAUGAUCGCACGUGGUUUCAAGCACUUUGCCAACUCUAAGCUGCGCAACGUCGCAGCUCCAUUCGCUGCCCCUUGUGUUGCGCACCUUCUCAACUGUCUGUUGGGCGCCGAGGUGAGCACCAAGCCUGUAGCAGAAUGUGACAGCAGUUUGAAGGCCAUGUAUCCGGAAACCGACUUCAGCUUCGAAAAGCUCACGCCUGAGUCUUUGAAGAAGGAGAUCUUAGCCCAGAUUGCUCUUCGCUACCGUUAUGACCUAGGCGAGUCAUGGUUCGAGUCUGGCAAGCAGUUGCAGCUGCUGCGAGAGGUUUCCCUGAAGCUAGGUCUGCAGCUGGUGAGCAAGCAGUAUGCCUUUACCAAGGAUAGUCUUACCAACGGUGCCGUUGCGGAGACGCCUGCUGCACCGCAGACGAACGGCCAUUCUACGUCGAACAGGAAGAAGAAGAACAAGAUCCCUUCCCCGGCACGUGCCGCUAGUCCAGCUGUUAACCUUCCUCUGCAAACUUUCCACGCAGAUGAUGUGCUAAACGUUGUCCCUGUUAUCAAGGAGGCUUCACCUAAGAGCUCAUUGGCCGAAGAGGCGCUUGAGGCUGGUCGUAUGUCCGUUGCUCAAGACCAGAAGGAGCUGGGCCAGGACUUGCUCCUUGAGUCCCUCCAGCUGCAUGAGCAAAUCUAUGGUGUCCUGCAUCAUGAAGUCGCUCGGGCUUACCACACCCUGUCUAACCUGCUCUUCAACUUGGAGGAUAAGGCUUCGGCCCUUGAGCUUGCACACAAGGCUGUCAUUGUCUCGGAGCGCACCCUUGGCGUCGACCACGCCGACACUGUACUGGCGUACCUGAAUCUGGCUCUGUUCGAGCACGCUUCGGGUAACACUAAAGGUGCUCUUGUGUACGUGCGGCACGCACUUGAACUGUGGAAGAUCAUCUAUGGCGCUGAUCACCCCGACUCAAUCACCACUUUGAACAAUGCUGCGGUCAUGCUUCAGGCCGUGAAGCAGUACCACGAGUCGCGCAUUUGGUUCGAGGCAUCUCUUGCAAUCUGCGAAGAAGUGUCUGGCAAGACCUCGAUCAACACGGCUACCCUACUCUUCCAGACCGCCCAGGCUCUAGCCCUCGACAAGGACAUGCGCGGUGCCGUCAACCGUAUGCGCGAAUCCUAUAACAUCUUCAAGGAUGUUCUUGGUGCAGAGGAUCGUAAUACCAAGGAGGCUGAGAGCUGGCUCGAACAGCUCACACAGAGCGCCGUCUCUCAGGCUAAACAGCUCAAUGACCUUGCCAAGGGCCGCAUUCGCCGCAUCCAACUGACUGGUAGGAACCCGCUGCGUCCGGCUGCUGCCACUCCUUCGGUCAGCGAGGCGGCUGCGGCUGCUGGUCAGCAGCGAAGUGGCAUGGACCAGCGUAAAAUCGAGGACCUGCUCAAGUACAUCGAGGGCGACGCAUCCAAGACACCUAGCAAGAAGAGGACACAGGCAAACCCCAAGAAGAGGACUCAGAAUGCUUAGCUGACCUCACUUGGGCACCCACGCCUACACGGUUCUACGAAUUCCGCUUACAUUCUCUAAAAGUAUGACUUCCCGGAUCUUUGCCACGGCCGCUUGAUCAUCUGUACUAUACCGCCUGCGACUUUUUCACGAUUUCUUCAGCUUCUUGCGUAGCAUAUCUCAGUAUCACAUUGAUGUUUUGUGUUUGACAUGGACUCGGUUUUGGGCACUGCGUGCCACGGCGGAGUUUGGCUUGGUUCGCUGCAGUUGUUAUAGUCUUAACACCAGCAUCUUCCACUCGACCACAUAGACUAGGGACGAAGGUUGGUUAUGACGGUGGUCGGUGCACACAAAGCGGAUGAUG